AUGGAAUCAUUGAAACCUACAUUAGAAGAACUCAAUUUUUGUAUGCGAGACCCCAAAUGUAUCAGAAAUGUUUGUGUACUUGCACACGUAGACCAUGGUAAAACUACUGUGUCAGAUUUACUCCUAGCGACUAAUCGUCUAGUAAGCAAACGAAUGGCUGGAUUUCUACGAUAUUUGGAUGAUAGACCAGACGAGCAGGAACGAGGGAUAACUAUGAAGAGCAGUGCUGUGUCAUUGUUAAACUUAGUUCAUGAUGAGGAAGAUGGGAAAAACAAAAAGAUACUGUUAAAUGUUAUUGAUACACCGGGACAUAUUGAUUUUUCUUCUGAAGUUGGGGUAGCUUUAAGGGUUUGUGAUGGUGCCGUUAUUUUAGUAGAUUUAGUUGAAGGAGUUUGUGUUCAAACUCGAGAGGCUAUUAAAAAGGCAUUUGAAGAAAGAGCCAAAAUGAUAUUAAUAUUAAAUAAAUUUGAUAGAUUAAUUGUUGAGCUGCAGAAAGAUAUUGAAGAAAUUUUUCAGUUUGUGUUAAGGGCUAUAGAAGAUUGCAAUGCUAUUAUCGCAGAACUGUAUCACUAUGAAUUCCAGUAUGAUAAUGAUGUAGAUAUAGAAGAUACUGGACUAUUGUUUAGUCCAGAUACCGGAAAUGUAAUUUUUGCAAGCGCAAUUGAUGCUUGGGGUUUUACAACCAAACAAAUUGCUAGAUUAUUUGUUGAUCUAGUUAAAAAUGAAACUGUCGAAUCUCUGAAUAAAAAGUUAUGGGACUUUGACUGCUACAUUGAUUCAAAAAAAGAAAUCAAGACUGGUGCAAUCGAUAAGAAGAAAACCAAUUUAUUCAUCCAAUUCUGUUUGAAAACCAUCAUGCAAAUUUAUGACACUAUCAUUAUCCGUAUGGAAAAGGACAGAACAAGAGUUAUUCUCGAAAGGCUGAAAAUAAAGAUUAUUACAAAAGAUAUGACACAUAAUGAUCCGAAAGUGCAAGUAAGAGCGAUAUUGCAGGCUUGGAUGCCUUUGUCGUCUACAAUACUUUUGCAGUGUUUAAAAAUUAUUCCACCACCUUGUCACAUUGAUAAAAAUAAAAUUGAGUACCUAUUAAAUAUGAACCGCUUCUGCGAAAAUCAGGAUUUAAGUAACUGUAUCGAAAAUGUCAUUCCCUACUUUAUGAAAAGUUCCGUAGAAGAUACUGCUCCUACUAUUGUGUACAUUUCUAAAAUGUUUUGUGUGAAUAAGAAAAACCUCUCUCAGAAUAAACCAAAAGCUUGUAUUCCAAAACCACGUGAUAAAUCUAAUGUAAUGCCUGUCGAAAAAGUUUCUGCUGAGGAAAAGCCGAAAAACUGUGAAAAUGAAGAAAAACCUGAGGAAAACAAAUACAUCGACAGUGGUGUAGCAAUAAUUGCACUCGCUAGAAUAUUUACUGGAACAGUUCGAGUGAAUCAAUCUGUAUAUAUAAUGACGAAUUCUUAUUUACCCGAUGUAAAGAAAAUAGAAGAAAAUUCAGAGGAGUUUGUUGAAAAUAACAAAAACGUGGUUAAGGUUACUAUAAAAGAACUAUAUAUGUUAUUUGGAAGAGAAUUAUUGUUAGUUGAUUCAAUCCCUGCAGGAAACUUCUGUGGAAUCGGAGGAUUAGAAGGUGAUGUUAUACGAACUGCAACAAUAUCUUCAACUUUAAAUAUUGUCCCUAUAACUGAGCGACUUGUUACGAAUCCUGUAGUGCGACAUGCCAUAGAACCGACUAAUCCAAAAGAAUUACCUAUUUUACACCAAGGUUUGAAACUUUUAAUGCAAAGUGACUCUUGUGUUGAAGUCGUCAUGCAGAAAACUGGAGAACUUGUAAUAUUAACAGCAGGUGACGUGCAUCUACAAAAGUGCAUCGAAGAUCUAAAAUCAAAAUUCGCCAGGAUCGAUUUUCAUGUUUCCAGCCCCAUGGUGUCGCUACGGGAGACGGUCAUUAAUGAAAUUUCUGAGACGAGUAGUGAGAUAGAGCUAGAUACCGCUCAAUUUGUGUUGACUGUGAAGUGUGUGUCUUUACCGAAUUGUAUUAGUAACGUUAUAAAGAAUAGCUAUGAUCUUUUGAGAACUAUCGAGGAACAUCAGCAUAAAAGUUUUGUAGAUAUUGCUAAACAGUGCAAAGAUACACGUGAAAGUGACUCAAAUAGAACCGAGAAAGUCUUUAAAAGUGAAUCAAUCAAACGGGGGAUCCUACAUGUAAAAGAACUUUUAAAAACUGCGUUCGAGUCUGCAGGCGAUCUGUGGAAAAAUUUGUGUGAAAAUAUCUGGAGUGUAGGGCGCAGAAGUGACUGUAUAAACCUUUUAAUUAACAAUACAAAAAAUUAUGCACAGAACAUAUUUCUCGAAUUAAACGGAUACGAUAAGCGAGCAUUUUUUGAUCACUGUGUAGUUAAAGCCUUUGAUAACUUGUGUGAAGCCGGGCCGCUUUGUGAGGAACUGUUAAUGAACUGUGCCUUUAUAAUCGGCAAGUUUGACCUUAAAUCGGAUGUGCAGCCCCAAGAUGUUACCCCCCAAGUUACUUCUGCUUUGGAGUCCAGUAUUCGGGAGACUUUUAAAAAGGCGUUCCAGAACCAGGAGCAGCGUUUGGUGGAACCAAUGUACAUUACAGAUAUCCAAGUCAACACCAACAUUUUAGGCAAAGUGUACACAGUCGUGAACAAGCGGCAUGGUAAGGUCCUGAAUGCCGUUGGGAUGGACGAACAGGAAAAGACUUUUCUCGUAAAAGCGCAGAUUCCGGUUAUCGAGAGCGAAGGUUUCGCUAACGAGAUGAGAAAAACCACUUCUGGUCAAGCUAAUCCCAGUUUGAGGUUCAGCCAUUACGAGAUCAUAGAUGGAGAUCCGUUUUACGAGCCUGUAGAAGAAGAAGAUGACGAGGAAGAAAACGUAAAUGUCGAUUCUGGUAUAAGAGCUAAUAAAUUGCGGAAAGAUGUUAGAAGACGUAAAGGACUUCACGUCGAUGAGGAAGUUGUCGUUCAUGCAGAAAAGCAGCGUACUUUGAAUAAAAAGAAAUAA
Molecule: messenger RNA, 3015 nt
Organism: Anoplophora glabripennis (Asian longhorned beetle)
Lineage: Eukaryota; Metazoa; Arthropoda; Insecta; Coleoptera; Cerambycidae
Product: elongation factor-like GTPase 1
Exons: 4
Coding region: 1-3015 (1004 amino acids)
Biological process (GO): cytosolic ribosome assembly
Cellular component (GO): cytosol; ribonucleoprotein complex
Molecular function (GO): GTPase activity; GTP binding; ribosome binding
Source: RefSeq, a predicted model, not a curated record